Molecule: messenger RNA, 2594 nt
Organism: Baudoinia panamericana UAMH 10762
Lineage: Eukaryota; Fungi; Ascomycota; Dothideomycetes; Mycosphaerellales; Teratosphaeriaceae
Exons: 3
Coding region: 147-2486 (779 amino acids)
Source: RefSeq, a predicted model, not a curated record
CAGCGCGGCGAGAAUGGGUCUCUGCGCGAUGGGUUCCUUUGUCUUAGUGUAGCGAUUGGCCGCAUCAUGUCUGCCGGUGACCCUAUCCCAGAUCCUACACUUUGCUCGUCAUCGCACCAACCAUACGGCGUACGCUGCAUCGCACAAUGCCGAGUCCGCAACCUUCGGGAACGCUCAAACGACCCACUCUAGCCACAGCGAGCUCUUCCUCGUCCUCCUCUUUGAGUGGCAUGGAGAUGGCAAUACCGUCUUUCCAGAGCUUCCUGAGGCGCACGCCGACUCCUGACCCGCUAAAACCCCUGCCACCAACACCACUACGACCCCGACGACCCUCAUCACUCGACAGCGGGUCCUCACCGGCCGCGUCGCAGUCUACCAGGAGGUCCUCAAGCGUGUACAGCCGGACCGCUAGCCAAUAUGACCCGACUCCGAACCGUCCAGGCUUACCAUCCUGGCGCACCGCAGACUUUGCGGAGCAGAAUCUCCUACUGAGGCCGGUUGCUUACAGCGCAAGCACCUCGCAGCUCUUGCAGAAGACGCCCGCUCAGCCAGCAGGCCUGGAACCACGGACGUACAACCCUGUUACCAUCACGCCGCCCACGACAGGUAGCCGAGUACCCACACCGUCUCCGCCGCCACUGCUGAGACCAUCUGUCUUGCUGCCUCCCCCAGUGAGCAUCGCGCAGAUAUCUCAGAAACACCUACGGGCCGUCUCACUUGAGAAAGCAAAAGCGAUCAUGCAGGCUCCCGGCGCCGUGCACUUACUACCGGAAGAACUCCGUGCACAAACACUGAGCAAGUCUCGAUCGCAGGAGCCUCUUCGCCUGUCCUCCGUAGACGUGGUGGCAGGAGGGUCGGGAUCUCCACGGUUGCCCCAGGCUCCCACGCUGGUAGACAGUCAAGGUCGAGAGCGACUCGUAAAGUCUCCCACAUUGCCGCCUCCUCCUACAUCAUGUGCAGACUAUCCGUAUCCAGCGGUCGUAAGCCCGCUGGGUGAGUCUACGGACGUCGCCGGUACCUUCCAUGUGGGCAAUCAGCCGGUGAAACCGAUGGCUCCACUUGCGCAGUACCGGAUAGAAUCUCGAGCCAAGGCGGCGCAAGCUCUUGGCCUUGCAGAUGCUGAUGAGCGUAGGGGACGUACCAAGACGCGCGGUCCACGUAAUCUGUCAUACGAGCAUUACCUUCCGAAGCAGAGGCGACCAUCGGACAUGAGUGACAAGUCCGAUGACAUUGUAUCAGAUGCUCAAAAGAUAGCACAGGAGUACCACGCCGUGCUCAGCGAGCAAUACCGCCAGUCUUCUCCAGCAUCACAAGGCAGCGGCUCUAGCGUCGAUAUUCGGACGCACAUGAAGCUUGUACCCAAGCCGUUGUUCCAUCCGCGGCCAGCUGCAAGACUUCCAGAUGCUGACGAAUCCGGCGCUCCUUUCAUGUUGAGGGAUGACGGUGAAGACCACGAUGCUGACGACUAUCACUCGAACGGCAGUCGUGGCUCGCUCCCACUACGUCUUGGCACGCCGGAGUCGCAACACAUGCGUUGCAGUACUAGCGGUUCAAUCCCAAUUUCUCCGCCAGACAGUAUAAUGUCCGCUGUAUCUCCGCCUGUCACCGAAUCUCGAACAGUGAGCAAGCGCCCGAAGCCAAAGGCUAUCCGACAGCUUGACGAUAACCGCGCCUCAGCAUACUACCCGCAUGUGAUGUCACGGAAGCCGAAGAGGAGCGCGGUAUCGAACAGAUCUUCCCCACUGGCAGAUUCAAAGGUGCUAAAUAAGCCUAUGCUUGCAGCCGACAUCAUUGCAGAACGCGAGCGGCUUGGGUCAAGCGAAGGCACACCUGAUAUAUUGUCUCUACGAAGCUCACGGUCCAUGAGCUCCUUGCAGUCAGGGUCCAUGGCAUCAACCAAGUCAAGCAUGCGCCUUCGCGAAAGAAUGCUCAGUCGCGCCGUCCUGUACGCUGACAAGCUUAAGAAGCCAGCAGGUACAAGUAGGUGGCGAGCGCACGACAAGCGCAGGGCGAGCAAUGAGCCUUCGUCACCCGACUCAUCGCAUCUGCUCCCGAGCCCAUCGUCUCCUAAGCCAGCACUAGAUUUCCACUUGGGAUGGUCUGACCAAGCUAAAGAUGCCUUCGACUCAUCGCGAUCGUCUGUCAACUUACCUAAGCGGCCUGCCAAUACUUUAGUCACGCAUUUACAGACACCAGCUCAACCUCUUAAUGAGAGUAAGGCUGGGCUUGAAGAGCCAGAGAGCCCAGGCAGAAAGGGCAGCAUCUUCUCUGGGCUCAUGGAUGGCUGGCGGGAGACCAAGGCGGAGAAGCGCAGGGAAGACCUGAAGAAGAUGAUCAAGCAUGUCGGCACUGAUGUAAUACCAGGAGUUGAAGUCACCACGGAUAGGAGGCCAAGUCUUAUUGUGCGGAGGCUGAGCGCUUACGGGUGGAUUCGACAACUUGGAAGCAUUAGCGGAGUUAGCUCCAGUGGCCGCGCUGGUGGCUGACGCAUUGAAGAGGAGUGAAAACAGGCCGCGUCCAUCUAGUCGAAGAUGCACCGCAAGAGGUCGAGGCUGAGGCUCUCAUUCACUAUAUGUACCACCUCAUAUACCCAC